Molecule: messenger RNA, 1233 nt
Organism: Penicillium oxalicum
Lineage: Eukaryota; Fungi; Ascomycota; Eurotiomycetes; Eurotiales; Aspergillaceae
Exons: 1
Coding region: 1-1233 (410 amino acids)
Source: RefSeq, a predicted model, not a curated record
AUGUCCGACUCGGACAUUCCGGAGAGCAUGCGGGGCACCCGCGACUCUACCAGUCGGACGGACCGCGAAAAUGUCAACAGAUCUGCCACAAAUGAAACCACGACAGCUUCACAACCCCGGGGGUCGCCGUCGCUGGACAAGCAAGAAUCAGGGUCAACCUCCUUCGCGAGUCGCAUUCAAAGCUCCGCAACAGGUCUAGCCCGGAGUGUGCUACAGGGCGCGGGAUCAUCCGCGGAUGCAGCCAAAACUCUGGCAAGCGCAACGCAGGGCAAAGCUGCUGGGCCUUCGGCAGCCGGUGUGGAUGGAUCACAAAGGUGGGCGAGUCGCGAUGUCAUUGCGCAACGUGGAUCUGGGGCUGGGACCGGAGCUGGAGCCGGAUCUACAGCAGAUGGGACAGGGGUUGCCGAGUCCUUUCGAAAUGAGGCUACGAGGAUGGGUCACGACCGGCGUGGUGGAUUUGAGCUGCCCUUGAUGUCGGAGGAGUCGUUUCAGCAAACGGGGGCACUGGCUGGUAACGAUACGGUGCAAAGCCAUGCGGAUUGGAGAGCGGUGCACUCCAGCGACACAAGCCGAGGCCAUCUCCAAGACGAAUUGCUUGGUGGAAAGGGGAAGCAGCGAAUGGAUAGCCCAUCGCAACUGGACUUGGCUCAUGCUUGGAAACACGCACAACCCGAAAGUAACAGUCCUCAAGUUCGAGGCCACGAGCCUCGGCCCGACGACGGUGCAGCUGUCGUGUCGCUCCUCGCCGACCCAUCCUUCGACCCAGAUUUCGGAGGCCCCGAGGAUCUCGACCUUGACAUUGACGCCGCACCGCCGCCAUUGACUGAAUCCGAAAUCAAGAUGCUGGAAUCGUUCCGAAAACAGAUUGGUGACUCGACCAACAUGCAUACUUCACCCCAACAACCUGGCCUCUCGAGUCUUAGCUUGGUCCCGGAUAUAGAUACCUUUCUUCAACAGAAUGACCCGUCGGCAUUUACUGGGCAAGGAGUCCAUUCGGACGCAAAGUCAAGCUUAACCUUGCGCGACUCAGUCCUAGAGUAUCUUCCCGGUGCGGCGGAUUGGGUCACCGUGCAUGAGCGAUAUCACGAUGAGGUCUGGGGGUACCUUCGACCCGCGCUAGAAGCGGCCAAGGCGGAGGUAGAAGAAAGAAAUCAAAGCGAUUCUGAGGAGGGAGCGAUUGAUGGACCUGCGGUCAGGAGAUUGAAGAUGAUUCUUGGACAUAUGCAAAGGUAG